AAGCGUCGACCCAAAUACGCCCCAUCGGCGUGCUCUGCAGAAAUUGCUCUUCAGCCAGCAGUGUCGCGAGCGAGGCAUUGCAGGGCUGCGCCUUUACCGUCCAACCACAACCCCCUCCCGUCCCCCGGCAGGGUGACCAUCACCCCGCCGCACCCGACCGCGACCCCGCGGGAGCCCUCGUACCCCGAGGAGCUGCUGUCGGGGCUGGCGUCUCUGCGCGCGAGCGAGGAGCUCACGGACGUGGUGCUGCUGAGCGCCGAGCCCUCGGCGCCGUUCCGCGCUCACCGCGCCGUGCUCGCCGCGGCCUCGCCCUUCUUCAGGGCGAUGUUCGCCGCGGGGUCGAUGCGGGAGUCGCGCAGCGGCGUGGUGGAACUGCGCGGCGUCGCGGCGCCCACGCUCGCCCUCCUCCUCGACUUCGUCUACUCGGGCCGAGUGCCCGCCGCUCCGGCCCUGCGGUCGGAGCAAGCGGCCGCGCUGCUCGUGGCCGCGGACAUGAUGCAGGUCAUGAGCCUCAAGGCGAAGUGCGAGCGCUCGCUUGUGGUCUCUGUGAGCGAGGAAAACUGCGCGGCGCUCCUGGCGCUGGCGGCGCGCUUCGGCUGCCCGGAGCUGAGGGCCGAGGCCACGACGCAAGCCCUGGCGGCCUUUGGGACCGUGUGGCCCACGGUCGAGUUCCUGCAGCUGCCCCAGGACCUCGUGGAGGAGCUCCUGGGAGACCUGAAGCUCAACGUGGCGAGCGAGGAGGAGGUGGCGCGCUAAUUGUUUCAAUGGCACAAUCGUUACGACUGCACCGCUCUCAGUAGGAAUCCCCAAUCCCCACAUCCGCGUUGCUUUACCUUUCUGGCCUCUCUGUGCUGUGAAGGACCAUUGCCCGAAACGUCGACUGUUAUAUUUAUUAUUGUUUUAUUAUUAAAACAGUUACAUCUUUUUUUUCUUUAUUUCAGGCUGUUAUUGACGAAUGUUUUGAGAUGUUUUUCUUACCUUUCAAAAGAGACGUUUGUAGCAGUGGCGUAGCUAUCGAGCGUGCAGGCGGUGCAAUGGUGGGCCUUCCAUUCCGUGCACUAGGGCCCAUGCCCAGCGCGCUAUGCUGAGGGCCUCUCACGUGGCUAUGCAGUCCGUUGUAAUGAUAAUUCCCGUGAAUGUAACUUAAAGGGUGACGACUGUGUUGGUGGUUGUAUCCACUAUUUCUGCAGUAAAGCUCUAGCACUCGAUUUUCAGGCACGUGGGACCGGAAGCUGGAUUACCCGGAGAAAAGCCACCACACACACGUAAAGACACCGCACGAAAGAUCCGUACAGACGGGUCAACGAACCCACGUGUUGUACAUCCUGUUCUCCUAUAACGCGGGAGUAGUUGCGUUCCUGAAGGAACACCGCGUGAUGGAAAAUCGCGUGAGGUAUAAAUUAUAUAUAAUAUAGGGUAAAGCGCAAUCCGCGAGGUGCGUGGGGAGCAUCUAGAAGCAUCCAGCAGAACCCCAAUGCCUUGUGUGAUGCUACACCAAGGCGGCCGUACAACCGCGUAUUCCUACUCGCGCAACGCAGUUCUGUUCACUCAAUCGCGUUAUAUCCAAUUAGCUUAAUGAAAACACGCAUUAUAGGAGACCGGAAUGUACUUCAUUUGCUACCCACCUCCACGUGAUCCACCAACCCUCGGAUCACAGGCGCGUGUCGCCCCCCUCCCCCCGCCGCCCCCUGCCCCG
Messenger RNA from Petromyzon marinus (sea lamprey), 1696 nucleotides. RefSeq lists its product as uncharacterized. The record is from RefSeq and is a predicted model, not a curated record. Lineage: Eukaryota; Metazoa; Chordata; Hyperoartia; Petromyzontiformes; Petromyzontidae. Gene Ontology annotation, molecular function: protein binding.